AUGCGAGCGGUACUGCCGGGGAGACCCCCAGCGAAGCUCCAGUCGUUCAGCACUGCGCUGUGGGAUGGACUACGUGUGAUUGCAUACAUAUCUGGCCACGCGCUGGUCAUCCUCGGCGGUCCACAGACACUCCUCCAAACGAUCUACGUUGAUGAUACCGAUAAACUCGAAGCGAUAACCAUUAAUGAGACAUCGGGAAAAAUCGCAGUGUGCGGUGGUUCGGAUGUCUUCGUAUACCAACCGUGGAGUAUCCAGGGCGAGACACCUAAGUGGUCCCUCCUCCACAUUUUCCGCGCUGACGAUGACGAGCCGACCCGUACCAUAUCGUGGGGCUCGCCGAAUGAGCUGCUAGUUGGUAGCUCCCGCCUCGCCCUUUGGAUUCUCGAUGACACACCACGCUCAGUAUGGCAGCGGAAGCUUCCAGGGCCGUUAAAAUUUGCGCAGUUCUCUCCCGAUGCGGCCUUGAUAGUGACGGUGGGACAAUAUGACCGCCUUGCUAAGGUAUGGAGACGACUAGCCUAUGGACCAAAUGAAGUGCGGUUCGAGGUCUCCUAUCUUCCUCACCCACAUGUGAUUACGGGAAUGCAUUGGCGACUACCAUACCACCGAGAGCAAUCAGUCGAAAAUGUUCUUUACACCCUUUGCGCCGACAAUAAAAUCCGGGUAUGGGCCGUUACGGAUCACCAUGCUCUUUCCCCGUUGCAAUUUUGGGCGGAGAUCGACAUGGAAGCAUCUGUUCAGCCUCGAGAUGCAUCGGAAAAGCAUGAGGGACCACAAAGACGGUACGGAUUUAUUCUAGAUAGUCGGGAUUUCUGUGCCGCAACAGAGCGCGCUGUUGAACGCAACUCUGGCAACAAGGAAAACCACGCGUUAGAACAUCUUAUUGAAGUCGCGAACAAAAGUCCUGAAAUUUGCAUGGUGAUUGAUGGCCAAGGUCAUAUAUCGGCAUGGGCAUUGGAAGACAUUGGCUCGAAGGCGAAAACAAAAUUGAGCGUCUUCAAUAUCCUGCAUGUCGAAAAUUUGAACUUUGGAUUUAUGUCAAGCUUGGGAGCUCAGGAAGACUAUGCCCAGAUACAUGCCUUCCAAAGCAACACAUCUGACGAUAGACUCAGUAUCAUUCUACAUCACUUUGAUGGCCGGAUUGAGUGGUACGACUCGAAGGUGGAUGUUUUCUUCGAUCCUGCCCCUCGGAAGAAUCGAAUUAUGCCCAAAGCAUCCUGGUCUGGACAUACUGCCCCCGUGAAGAAGAUUGUGCGAAAUGCAACUGGCGACACGCUUAUUUCAAGAACGGACGAAAAUAAGGCCAUGAUCUGGAAGCAAAAGAGACGGGAGGGCGGAUCAAUGCUCAUUCACCAGAGCGUAUUGUUAUCCGAUGAACAUAUUCACCGGACGUGUAUGAUUGAGAAUGGCGAUUUUCUUGUCAAUCUCCACCAUAAUGGAAUUUCGCUGUAUGAUUACAGCUCCUAUCAUGCCAAAAGAUUGGCACAUCUACCAUUCAACCUAUCAAGCAAGCCUCUAUGCGUGCUUCCACUUCCCACUCCAGAUGCAAGCCCAGGCUUAGCUUAUGUGGCGACUAUUGGUGCCGAUAUGAACGGCAUAGCAUGGGAGCUUCAAUGGGAUCCUCAAGAAAAGCAACAAAAUCCCGGAAAGGGACAGGAUGGUUGUCAGCUACGCAAAUUUUGCACGUUUAGUAUGGGACUGCAGGAAGAUUUGGCCUAUAUUCUACCUGUAGACCCAGCAGGACCCAAAGCCGAAACAUCAGGAUCUUUUGAUACAUUUGCUCCCGAUAUUGCUCUCUCCUACACCCACAGUGGUAUCGUACGCACAUGGACGGCCAAGGUUGACCGUCAAAAAUCUCAAGUGGAAUGGCUACUGAAAUCGACAGUUGAGACUGGGAUUGAGAACCCUUCGCUGGCUAGUGGAAGCUCCAUCCGCAAGGCCGCGCUCGUGGACAAAGAUCGGACUCACUUGACUAUUUGGGACACUAACAAUGCUCAAUUGGAGUUUGAAGAGCAUUUUGCUCAACAUGAUAUCAUAAGAGACCUUGAUUGGACCUCUACCCCAGACAAGCAAUCAAUAUUGGCCGUUGGCUUUCCUCAUAAGGUCAUUCUACUGUCUCAACUACGCUAUGACUAUCUGGACUCCAAUCCCUCGUGGACCCAGAUUCGUGAGAUUUGGAUUCGAGACCUCACCCCUCAUCCCAUUGGUGAUUCUUGCUGGCUCACCCACGGUCAUCUCAUCAUUGGUGCUGGAAACCAACUGUUUGUUUAUGAUAAGGAUAUUGAUGUUGCAGAUCAUCUGGUUUCUGGACUGCGCAUUCCAUCUCGUGGUCAGCCAACAGUUGAUCUUUUCGACGUUGUCAGUCGCUUGAAUGGACCGCUGCCCGUCUUUCACCCCCAGUUCCUGGCGCAGUGUAUUCUGGCAGGCAAGUCAGCUUUGGUCCAUGCGAUUUUGAUGGGCCUCCACAGGAAAUUAAAAUUUUACUCCGAGGGAGACGACUUGGAUGGGUUCUUAGACAUGCCUUUGGAGAGCUUCUAUGAUGAACGAGAGGCACUCCAAACAGUCACCUCUAAAGAGAUGCGCUCCUCCUUCAUCGAUGCCUCGGGCGAAGAGGAGGAAUCCCUGGUCAUUGAUGAAAAUAUUGCUGCGAUUCUCAACGAGAACCUUGCACGCAUUGCAUUGCCACAACUUUCCAGUCAUGAGCAGUUCAGACUUGUAGAUACAAUUGAGUGUGCUGCGACCGUAGAAAAACAUCGACGGUCGAUGGAUGACAAUGCGGCACGCUAUCUCCUUUUCUUCCGGCAGCACAUGCUGCGAAAGAUCCAAGGAGUAGCGAACAAGGACCGAGUGUCAUGGAGAGAAAUUGUUUGGGCUUUCCAUAGUGGCAGCCAAGACAUCCUCACAGAUCUUGUCUCUCGCCAAUUCAAUGGAAAAUUGACCUGGAAGGCUGCUCGAGAGAGCGGCUUGUUCAUGUGGUUAUCGGACUUGACAUCUGUGAGAGCACAACUCGAGUCUGUAGCUAAAAACGAGUAUACCAAAACGGAGGAGAGGAAUCCCAUUGAUUGUUCUCUAUUCUAUCUUGCACUUGGAAAGAAGAACAUUUUGCAGGGUCUUUGGCGAAUUGCACAUUGGCAUCGAGAGCAAGCACCUACCCAACGAUUGCUUGCCAAUGACUUCAAAGAGGCACGGUGGAAGACUUCCGCACUAAAAAAUGCCUACGCACUGCUUGGGAAACGGCGGUUUGAAUAUGCCGCGUCAUUUUUCUUGCUAGCUGACCAUUUGCGAGAUGCCGCCAACGUUGUCGCUAACCAAAUGGGUGACAUUCAACUCGCAGUUGCAAUCACUCGAGCUUACGAAGGGGACAAGGGUCCAGUCCUCCGAGAGCUUCUAGAGGAGAGAGUUCUGCCAGAGGCUGCUUCAGAGGGCAAUCGCUGGCAAGCCUCUUGGGCUUUCUGGAUGCUUGGACGGCGGGACAUGGCCGUUCGAGCACUCAUCUCCCCGAUCGAGACUCUCCUCUUACCAACGCCAGUUUCACCAGGGAGCCCAGGAAGAGUUACCCUGCAGUCUAAAUCCUACCUUUCUAAUGACCCCGCCCUGGUUGUUCUUUACCAACAGCUUCGCGAGAAGACACUCCAAACGCUCAAAGGCGCAUCCCAAGUCCGGCCGGUCGAAGAGUGGGAAUUUGUCCUCCGUAACGCUCGACUCUACGACCGAAUGGGUUGCGAUUUCCUCGCUCUAGAUCUAGUCCGGCACUGGGAGUUCCUGGGCAUACCCCCAACUUCCAAAACGCUACAAAACCAGCCUGCCCUUGAAAUCAACCAGGAUGGUGUCGAUUACCGGAAGCUACUCCGGCGCCGAGGCAGUUUGGUUGUCGCUGAUUUGCCAUUUCGACAGGCGGAUUCUGCAUCUGUUGAUGCAAAUAAGACCGCAGUUGCUGAUGAAACUCAGCAAAAGCUUCCAGAGAAACCGAAGCCAAAGCCGCCUCCAACUAUGUUUCAUGAGCCUGACUCUAACUCCUUGCUGGAUAGCUUUGGGUUCUAG
Penicillium verhagenii is the source of this 4041-nucleotide messenger RNA. RefSeq lists its product as uncharacterized. The record is from RefSeq and is a predicted model, not a curated record. Lineage: Eukaryota; Fungi; Ascomycota; Eurotiomycetes; Eurotiales; Aspergillaceae. The transcript has 7 exons. Gene Ontology annotation, molecular function: protein binding. Gene Ontology annotation, biological process: vacuolar acidification. Gene Ontology annotation, cellular component: RAVE complex. Bases 1 to 4041 code for a protein of 1346 amino acids.